AUGGAGAACAACGUUUCAGAGCUAGUCGAGAGACUAGGGAGUGACGAGGAUGCUGUUCGCAAAAUGGCUGUAUUUAAACUCCAAAGCAGCAUUGGAGACCCAUCAUUUGCCGAUGUCUUUAUUGCUGAGGACGGAUUGACAAGGCUUCGCUAUCUCGCCCUGCACGCAACCGGAAAUACCCUGGCGUACAGUUUAGCCAGCUUUGCUAGAUUGCUAGAAGUUGAUAAGGGAUGGGAAUGCGUCGAUCAAGAGUUGGUUGAAAGGGUUGUCGAACUCAUUGUAACCCAUCCAUUAGUGAACAUCCUAAGAGGUGCAAUGUCCAUUCUCGUCUCCAUCGUCUCCCAUCCUUCCUCUGUCGGACGCCUGUCGCAAAAUGGCGUUUUUGGAUUCCGCGCGCUGAAGCCUGCAAUCGCGAUCUAUCCCCAAUUCUUGGAGAUGCUCGUAAACAGGCUUUCUUCAGCCGAUCACGCGCUCUGCGCCAAUGCCCUGCAAUUGAUUAACUCGCUUAUGCGCGAUUCCAUAACAAACGAUUCGGAGCUUGAGUGGCCAAAGUUCAUUCAAAAACUCCAGGACCUUGGGGUAAUAAAAGCAGUUUAUACCCUGAUGCAAGGCACGGCCCUGCAGGAUCAUGCGCAUCCUCUGAUUGAAUUUCAGUCUCUCACGAAAAUUCUCCUGCGCAAAUGGCGGGACAUCCCCUUGGACUUGCACAAAGCAGAGCAUAGGAGAGCUCUCAAGGGCGUCCAUCUUGCUAGUAUUCAGGACAAGGGAAGCGAAGCUGGCAGCGACGUGCGACGCUCCAGGAAACAUAGCUCGGAGAAAUGGCGGCGGCUUGGGUUCGAAUCAGAGAGCCCAGUUGUACAAUUCGAAGACAUGGGGUUUUUGGGCAUGAUGGACCUGGCUGAUUUCGUCCGUAAUCACCAGGAUGAGUUUCAGAAGAUGCUUCUUGAGCAGUCAACGAAGCCUGCUCGGCAGAGAUGUCCCAUUGCCCGCGCUUCCCUAUCGGUCACGUCAAUCUUAUACGAUCAUUUCGAGGUUGAUAAAUGCGAGACGGAAGACAGCAAAACUUACUUGAUUUUAGAGUCACGAUCGAACUUAGAUAGACUAUUCAAGCCCCUUAUACUACACUGGACCCGACUACACGUUGCAGGAUUGCAGACUUUCUUUCGGCUGUGGAAAUCCACAAGUGCGGAGCUGGAAGACUGCGACAAGAUAGUGGAACUGGUUCGUAUUCUGAUCGAGUCAGUUGUCGGAGGUUCCCCUCGAACGAAAGACGUGCAAGACGUGGAAGAAGACCUAGCAGAGUUCGAAUACAGUCGACUGCGAAACCUGCAGAUGGAGCUACUGGAACUUACUUAUGAGGAUGCCUGGAGCCAGCAUCUACGACAGGUGCGCGAAGAAUUGCAACAUGAGGCCCUCCAAUUUGUUAAGGAGCAGAGAAUCCGACGCCUGUUGCAGGGUGCUUGGUUUCCCAACGAUGCUCCAAAAACGGAUGGGAAGUUGGCAAAGCCUAAAUGGAGAUUCGCCCAACUCUCGCAUAAUCGGAGAUUCCUCCAUUUCGGCGAUUUCGAGAGUACAGGGAUUGACUGUCCGGAGCUAGAUGUGCUUCCCGGAAAAAUCGAUUUAUCUAUUGUCUCGUCCGUGGUCUCGAAUGUAUCAGCAUCGCCCGACAGCUCAUCUUCUGCAACAGUCAAAAGCGCGCCUCAUCAACGCGUUUCGUCCACAAAGAUCACCAUUCAUGGUUGCGCUCCCUCCGCCGGGGCUCUGAAUGAUACCCAAAAAGGCAAUGGCCAUUCUCGCUCCGCUAGUAGAGCUACUCAGAAGGAGGCUGUACUCUUGACCCUCCGCCCCGAAUCCACUAGUGUCGCGUCUGAAUGGCUUGACGGCUUGCUCAUGCUUCUGAAUCAGCAGCCAAUCACGGCUGAGACGAGCAAGCUAAUAAAACUCAUUAGCAACUAUGGACUCAAAAUCCGAUUGUUGAAUGUCCGAUUUGACGACGCAGUCUUCGCAGGCGAGGCUCCAGCCGUUCCCUCACGGGAGGGGCUUACUGAUGAUUAUUAUUAUGAUAUUUUUGGUGGUGCAUAA
Molecule: messenger RNA, 2082 nt
Organism: Aspergillus mulundensis
Lineage: Eukaryota; Fungi; Ascomycota; Eurotiomycetes; Eurotiales; Aspergillaceae
Product: ELMO/CED-12 family protein
Exons: 3
Coding region: 1-2082 (693 amino acids)
Biological process (GO): actin filament organization; cell motility
Cellular component (GO): plasma membrane
Source: RefSeq, a predicted model, not a curated record